Molecule: messenger RNA, 1323 nt
Organism: Penicillium pulvis
Lineage: Eukaryota; Fungi; Ascomycota; Eurotiomycetes; Eurotiales; Aspergillaceae
Product: M20 family metallopeptidase
Exons: 4
Coding region: 1-1323 (440 amino acids)
Molecular function (GO): dipeptidase activity
Source: RefSeq, a predicted model, not a curated record
AUGUCUUCCUUUGCCACGCAAAUUCCCGAGAUUGCUGAGAAGAUGAAGGAUGAUGAAUUCAUGGCCAACGUGAAGGAAGAAGUGGCGGCUACUAUCGAGAGAUUUUCCAGCAGAAUCCAAGAAGUUGUCCAACACCUCUUUACGCACCCCGAACUUGCUUUUGAGGAGUACAUCGCUCAUGACACUAUUUGCGAUUUCUUCGAAGACCUCGGUUUCACUGUCAAACGACAAGCCUAUGGCGUUCAAACUGCAUUUGAGGUCCUCACUGGUGAGGGUGGUAGGCUUGUUAGUAUUAAUGCAGAGUACGAUGCUCUUCCACUUGUCGGGCAUGCCUGUGGUCACCAUCUCAUCGCCUGUGCUGGCAUGUCGGCCUUCCUCAGCCUACACUUUGCUCUCAAGAAGGCAAACGUCAAGGGGCGGGUUCAGCUUCUAGGAACUCCUGCUGAGGAAAGUGGCGGUGGCAAGGCCGCACUGCUCAAGGGCGGAGCAUACGAGGGAGUGGACGCUGCGUUGAUGACACACCCAGCAACCCAGAGUAUGGUUGAUCCCAACCCGGCUGUGACAGGCUUGGGCGCUAUCAACUUCCUUGCUACAUUUCGUAUUACGGUGGAAUUUUUUGGGAGGCCUUCGCACGCCUCCCAAUCGCCAUGGGAGGCAAUCAAUGCAAAUGAUGCCGCGAUCGCAGCCCAGGUCAAUAUUGGCCUUCUACGACAGCAGAUCAGGCCAGUCGACCGUAUUCACGGAUGCAUGCUGGAAGGACCUCGCGCAGCGAACGUCAUAGGGGAGUAUACCAAACUGACGUACAUGGCUAGAAGCCCAACUAAGAAAACGGUAACGGCACUUGGCAAGCGGCUCACAGCCUGUUUCCAAGGCGCCGCGCUAGCGACAGGAUGUGAGGUCAAGAUCACACCUGAAACAUGCUAUGACGACUUGGUUCACACCAAAGCUCUGUUGGAAAGAUAUACACAGAUCGCAAACGCUGUGCCAGGCCAAUUGGUGUUACCUAUCAAUGACGAAUCCGGACCAGGAAGUACAGACUUUGGCAAUGUGAGCUAUGCCGUGCCAGGUAUCCAUGCUUUCUUCGUUAUCGACGCCCCCGCUGGGACUGGGCCCCAUCAGCAUGGAUUUGCCGCAGCAGCGGGUACUCAAGACUCGUUUGAGCGCGCAUUGACAGCGGGGUCCUUCCUGGCGCUAACAGCCAUGGACCUGCUGGUAGACGACGUGUUUUUCGCAACUGUUAAAGAUGAGUGGGAUACAAAUGAAAAGAUUGUGGAAAAUAAAGGGGCGAUCCAAGAGAGUGCGGAAGCGAUCGCGGGGCAAUGA